Arabis nemorensis is the source of this 435-nucleotide messenger RNA. The record is from the annotation of a GenBank genome assembly. Lineage: Eukaryota; Viridiplantae; Streptophyta; Magnoliopsida; Brassicales; Brassicaceae.
AUGCAUUUGAUCUCUUCUCACAGCUCCAAGCUCGCUCAUUGUCACCUUUUUAAGAGGAACAACAGACCGUACACUGCUCACGGAGAAACAUUCUCAGCCAUGGAUGAGGAAGAAAAGAUCCUUCAAAUCGACAGGAAACACAACAAUUCUUUCACACGAUGCAGACCAGACAUGUUCUACUCAUCCCACCUCGUCCUAGACAACAUAGGCCUGUCUGAACCAGUUUACACCAUGCCUUUCCAAGCUACAUGGCUUGUACAGAGUCCUCUAGGGCUAAGGCUCGGUCUGCUAGCGCCCCGAAGGCACGGCCGCAAUUAUCCUACGAGCGAUCUUCGUCCAUACGAUUUGGAUUUGUCGAUGUGCCAUACUGUGGUGAUACGAGGUCAGGUCGGUUGGACCGACUCGGGAUGCCAAUUGAGUAUAAGUACUGCGUGA